Messenger RNA from Scleropages formosus (Asian bonytongue), 1355 nucleotides. It is a transcript of the gene stum, whose product is annotated as stum, mechanosensory transduction mediator homolog. Bases 197 to 589 code for a protein of 130 amino acids. NCBI's taxonomy places the organism in Eukaryota, Metazoa, Chordata, Actinopteri, Osteoglossiformes, Osteoglossidae. The transcript has 4 exons. The record is from RefSeq and is a predicted model, not a curated record.
GCUCGAGCGCGCGCGCCAGUGACAGUCCAGUACGCGCAGGAGGGCGCGCGCAGCCCCACACCCGUGCGCUCGGACAUCUCCUCUCCACAGUGAGAGCGAGCGGGCUGAGGGGUGUUCACGCGCACGCGGCACGGAAGUUUCUCUUCUGCUCCCUCCUGUUUCCUUUUUUUUUUUCUCCUUCUUUCUCUAACGCGCGAUGGAGCAGAAAGACGCGGAGGCGCGCGACAGGGGCGCGAUCUCGUCGGCCAGCGGGGUGGUGGUCCAAGUCCGAGAGAAGAAGGGACCCCUGAGAGCCGCCAUACCGUGCAUGCCGUUCCCGGUGGCCGUCAUCUGCCUCUUCCUCAAUACCUUCGUACCUGGACUUGGGACCUUCGUGUCGGCCUUCACGGUGCUGUGUGGGGCAAGGACGGACCUCCCGGACCGGCACGUGUGCUGCGUAUUCUGGCUGAAUAUUGCCGCAGCCUUCAUCCAGAUCCUCACGGCCAUCGUGAUGGUGGGCUGGAUCAUGAGCAUAUUCUGGGGCAUGGACAUGGUCAUCCUGGCAAUUUCAGAAGGGUAUAAGGACCAGGGUGUUCCCCAGCAGCUGUGAGUCCUGGCAGCCCCAACGGAGCAAGAAUGCAGUCUCCCUGCGCCUGCAGACAGUACUGGAUGGAGUUGACAAGGCGCCUUCAAAGCCACGUCGAGGAUUGCGGCCAUAUUCUUUUCUGCAGGCCCCGCCCCCCCCGGUCCCGCCCUGUCCCCGUUUCUGGUCUCCCGCCACGUCCCAGCUGUGUGUUGGACCAAAGACCACAUCACCUGGGGAGAUUUUUUUUUGUGCCAAGCUGUAAUAUGUGGAAAAAAAUAACGCUAAAAAACAGGACGACAGGGUUUGGAAUGUAAUAAUGAGUGUCCAUCCUGUCGAGGCCAAUUCCGUGUAAUAGAUUUUUCAUUUAGGUGUUAAACGUUUUUACUCGAAAGUGUAAUUUUCCUACGAGCACUUUUGGGCUGCUCGAGCGGUUUGGGGAUUUCAAACAGCUGAUUUUAUUUGUUAUAACUAUCUUCCUUGGGUAUUUGGUGUCAGGCCUUAUGAACCGUGGAAGUGAACUCUUUUCGUAUAAUCUGCAUGGAUCUCUGUGCCCUUUUCGUUCACCUCCGUCCGUGAGUGUGUCCACACCACCGGCAACACAAACGGGUUAUUUCCUCUGACUUCUGAUUUGCUAUUUAUUAGUUGUUGUUUUUGUAAAGCCUUGUAAUCAUGGAAGUCGGUGUAUCGUUCUGUGAAUCAUUCUGGGUCAGUUGCCAUAGAUACUGUCUGCAGUAACAAGAACUCGAUUUGUACUUGUGGGAUUAAAUAAACGUACUUGGUAUGAGAGUGA